CGCUAGAGGGCGACCGGAGGAAGACCGCUGAUCCAAACACAUGGAGGAUGAGGUUGACACCAUUGAGAUGACCGGCAAGCCAAGUACAGUACAGCAGCUCUUCAGCUUUAUCAAAUUAAUGAGAGAAGAUGAGAGGACUGUGGAAGUUGACCGUGUCUGCUGUAGGCCAUGGUGUUAGAUGCGUCCCAUUCAGACUCCACAGUGGACGGCCACCUGCACCAUUAGGAGCCAGAAUCCUCACCAACCCUGAUGACGUCUUGCAGCAUAAUAUGUGGGAUCAUGUUCAGUGGUCACCUGAGGAGUUUGAAACAGCCAAACAAAAAGCAGAGGAAAACUCCAGAGACCGGAUUCCGGUGGAAGAGCAAGUCAGAUAUGAAAGAGAUGCUCACCAGUAUUGGAAUGGAUUUUAUGAGAGGCACCAUAACAAGUUUUUCAAAAAUCGACAGUGGCUUUUCUCUGAGUUCCCAGAGCUCUUGCCCCCGGGCUCUGAGACAGACCAUACCUCAGGGGGGCAGAAGCGUGGAGACACUGACCAGGUCAGCAGAGGAAGCAGUCAUAUAGCAUCACUCUCUGACAGCCCUGAAGUACUUAGGGAGCAGCAGCAGCAGCAGGACACCAGUUACAGUUUUGCAGUGAAAUCUCAAGAAACUGUUGCUUUCCCUGGACAACAUGCUUCCUUCAGGAUACUCGAGGUGGGCUGUGGUGCAGGCCACAGUGCAUUCCCUAUUAUGAAGACAAUCAGAGAGAGAGACACAUUCCUGUACUGCAUAGACUUUUCUUCUCGAGCGAUUCAGCUUGUCAAGGAGCAUCCAGACUAUGACCCAGCAGUGUGCCAUGCCUUUGUGCACGACGUUUGUGAUGGCGCGUCCCUGUUUCCCUUUCCUCCUGGGAGCCUGGAUGUUAUUCUCGUGGUUUUUGUGCUGUCCUCCAUCCAUCCUGAAAGGCUGCAAGGAGUGGUGAAUCGUUUGGCUAGCUAUCUGAAGCACGGAGGAAGCAUCCUGUUCAAAGACUACGGCAGAUAUGAUUUAGCACAGCUACGAUUUAAAAAAGGUCAGUGUUUGUCAGAUAAUUUCUACACAAGACAAGACGGAACCCGCGUGUAUUUUUUUACAAAAGGGGAGGUACAUCAGAUGUUCACAGAUGCUGGUUUGGAGGAGAUUCAGAACCUGGAGGACAAGAGGCUACAGGUGAACAGAGGAAAGAAAGUGGUGAUGCGCAGGGUGUGGAUCCAGAGCAAAUAUCGGAAACCAUAAAGAUCCCUUCAUUCUUUUAUUUUUUAUUUUUGGGUUACUAUGAGGAUAAGCGUGAGCCACCUGGAGCACUCAAUUUUAAUGUUUUAUAUCUCAUUGCAGUUUCUGUCAGUGUGUAAACAGAAAAAAUGCUUUAUUUACAGAAUGUUCUGUUCUGUAUUGUGAAUUAUUCUGUUCAUGGCAUCAUCAAAACAGGUUGUUUUUGCUGCUUAGUUUCUACAUUGAACUAGGAAGAACUGGGAAGCAUUACAUCUUAUACGAUACCUACUACUGGUACUUUAAAAUUCUUUAGUUUCAGUGGAGUAAUGAAAAGUUCUCCAUGAUAAAUUCCUUUGAAAUAUACUGACCUCAUUGUAUGCAAAACAUGGUUGUCUUUAUAUUCUUUCGACAUGUUAUGUUUUUGCUUUCUGUUGGAAUAGGGAGAUUCCAAGAUUUUUUAUUAUUAAUUUUUUUUUCUUUCUAUAAUUUGUAAAUCAGUGAUGCAUUUAUACUGAAACCUGAUCUCACAUACAGUACCCGUCAAAAGUUUGGUCACACCGUCUCAUUCAAUGUUUUUCUUUAUCAGUUAUUAAAUGCUUGUUUCUUUUGUUUUGUAAAUUAACAGUGUUUUGACUUUCAAUGAAAGUGAAAUAUAAUAAAUGUUUUGGAUGCUGUAAUGGUAUAAACAAAACACGUCUUCCAAUUCUUUAAUCUAGUGUUUUGAUUGUUGUCAGUUAUUGAGGGUUGAGGCGGGGGAUCUUACUUCUGCUUUAAAUAAUAAUAAACAAAAAAAUAGGUCUAGGUUAAAUCAAUCACAUUUAUUUCUCACAUGCCUGAAAAGAUACGAUGAAUAAACAUCUUACAAAGAAUAUAUAGAAAAUAAACACUUAAGAAUGGCAGUGUGUAAAGUAAAAGAUGAGGAUGGGGUAUAGUUACAAUAGAAACAAUAAAAACAAUUGAUUCAAAAUGAGAGUGAAGCAAAAGAUGGACAGCAAUCAGCAUCAGCAGAAUUAAAAACUAAAACUGAUUCAGGCAUACUAGAGCAAAAAAGAUGAUAUAAAUCAUAUUAUACAAAAUGCUAAAUGUUACUAUU
Messenger RNA from Astyanax mexicanus (Mexican tetra), 2322 nucleotides. RefSeq names its product methyltransferase 8, methylcytidine (gene mettl8). The coding region runs from base 129 to 1253 and encodes 374 amino acids. Gene Ontology annotation, molecular function: tRNA (cytidine-N3)-methyltransferase activity. The record is from RefSeq and is a predicted model, not a curated record. The transcript has 10 exons. NCBI's taxonomy places the organism in Eukaryota, Metazoa, Chordata, Actinopteri, Characiformes, Acestrorhamphidae.